Molecule: messenger RNA, 1620 nt
Organism: Dalotia coriaria
Lineage: Eukaryota; Metazoa; Arthropoda; Insecta; Coleoptera; Staphylinidae
Product: probable cytosolic Fe-S cluster assembly factor GK14772
Exons: 6
Coding region: 80-1531 (483 amino acids)
Biological process (GO): iron-sulfur cluster assembly
Cellular component (GO): cytosolic [4Fe-4S] assembly targeting complex
Source: RefSeq, a predicted model, not a curated record
AUUCCAUUCCGUUUUAAGUGCUCAGCAGUGUUUAGUAUUGUGUGUUUUGUCAGCAGAAUUGUUUAGUUAAACUGCAACAAUGAGUGGUUUCAGUGGUGUUUUGCAAUUAACGGACUUGGAUGAUUUUAUCACCCCAUCUCAGGAAUGUAUAAUGCCAACAGAAGUGAAAACAACCAAGACAGGUACAGGUGCUAAAAUUACCAUAGGAGAUGAUGGAGAUUAUUUCCAAAUGCAACAAGAUGGAACAACUGAAAAACUGCAGAAAGUAGAGAUAACAUUAGCUGAUUGUCUUGCAUGUUCAGGAUGCAUUACAUCUGCUGAAAGUGUUCUUAUUACUCAGCAAAGUCAGGAAGAAAUUUUAAGAGUAUUUGAAGAGAAUCAAGUCUUACACAAGACUGGUGAUUCUUUGGAAGCAAAGUUAAUUAUUGUAUCCUUAUCAGUCCAACCAAUCCUAUCCCUUGCAGUGUGCUACAAUUUAUCACCAAAUGACUGCGCUUCAAAACUUGCCGGCUAUUUUAAGUCUCUCGGAGCUGACAUGGUCAUCGAUAUGACGAUUGCUGAUGACUUUGCAUUGUUGGAAAAUCAACGGGAGUUUAUAAAGCGAUACCGCGCUACAACAAGCGACGGUGUGAAGAAUGUCUUACCAAUGCUGGCCUCUAGUUGCCCAGGUUGGGUGUGUUAUGCUGAGAAAACUCAUGGAAGUUAUAUUCUUCCAUACAUAUCCACAACCAAAUCACCUCAGCAAAUAAUGGGCAGUAUUAUAAAGCAAUAUGUGCGCGAGAAACAUAAUGGCAGGCAGAUUUAUCAUGUGACAGUGAUGCCUUGUUAUGAUAAGAAACUGGAGGCUGCCAGGGAAGACUUCUUUGAUAAACAUUCCGAACAAAGAGAUGUUGAUUGCGUUAUUACCGCAAUUGAAUUAGAGCAAAUGCUAAUGAAAAACAACAUCAACUUGGAAACAAUCGCAGGUUCAACGUUUUCUGAACCAUGGGCAAGUGGUGACAAUGAACGAGAACCACUAUUGUGUAGACAUAUUGGUUCUGGUUCAGGUGGAUAUGCUGAUCAUAUCUUUAGAUAUGCUGCAAAGGAACUGUUUGAUAUUGAUAAUGAUAAAAUCGAAUUCAAACAAUUAAGAAAUCCCGAUUUUCGAGAAACAAUUCUCGAACACGAUGGAAAAGUACUACUUCGUUUUGCAAUAGCAAACGGUUUUCGUAACAUUCAGAACUUGGUGCAGAAAUUAAAACGAGGUAAGUCGCAAUACCACUAUGUGGAGGUAAUGGCAUGCCCAUCAGGUUGUCUUAAUGGCGGCGCACAAGUACGUCCCAAGGACGGAAUGCCUCAGAAAGAAUUAACUAUUGCGCUUGAGAGACUCUACGAUGCAUUACCAGUUACAAAUCCCGAGCACAAUCAAUUGGUAAAGCAACUUUAUGAAAAUUGGUUAGGUGGAAUGGAUACAGACAAAUCAAAUUCAAUUCUGCAUACUGAGUAUCAUGAAAUUGUCAAGGCUAAUACAGCUUUGAACAUAAAAUGGUAGUGAAAUAUUUUAAGUGGUUCAUAUUUUAUUAGUGGAAAUUGUUACGUUGUAUACACUUUUAUUAAAAAGCGCUCUAUUGUAUCUAUUAA